Molecule: messenger RNA, 1309 nt
Organism: Salvia hispanica
Lineage: Eukaryota; Viridiplantae; Streptophyta; Magnoliopsida; Lamiales; Lamiaceae
Source: RefSeq, a predicted model, not a curated record
CCACUCUCCAAUUCCCUUCACUUGUCUCAUCUACUCUCUCUCUCUCUCCUAAAUCACACACACUCUCACUGCAUUGAAAGCUAUGGGGGCGAUGAACAGCUGGAUGUCGAUGAGGAUGAUUCUCAUAUCAGCUGGAGUUUUGUCCGCGGCUAUGGGGCUGAAGCUGUCGAUUCCGAUCGCCGUCGAAAAUGUCCCGGCGCUGUGGUCCGUCGUCAUAUCCUGGAUGAAACCUCCGUAUCUGUACAUAAUCAUCAACGGCAUCAUCAUCACCAUCGCCGCGUCGUCGCGCUUCCACCACAGCCACACUGAGCCUGCCGCGAUUCGAUCUGAGCGCUUGAUUUCGGUCAUAACGCCUACGCUCGAGAGUUUCGUUCCGCUUCCGGCUCCGGCGAAUUUCAAAACCACCGCCGCGCCGGAACCUCGGGCGGAGGUUGUGGUGCCGGCGGUUGAAAACAGGGUUGUCGAUUUGAAACCUGUGGUGGUGAACGGUUUGAAGGUUGAUUUCGCUACGGAAGUGGACGAUCUGCGGAUACUUCGAGCUGAGGCGGAAGAUGUGUUUGACGAAUCGGCUUUGCUGAACAAUUCGCCGGAAGUUAAUCUGGAAUCGCUCUUUCCAGCUAGAGAGAAACCGCUCGCUUCUUCCAGAUUCGUACACCGGAAGCCAAACAGAACCCCUUCUGAAGUUGCAGGUGCAAAGGCGCUGCGGCGGGUGGCUCGGCCGAAGAAGCAGGAGACGCUGGAGAGCACGUGGAAGAUGAUAACGGAGGGGAGGCACGUGCCGCUGACGAGGCACCUGAAGAAGUCGGAUACGUUCGAGCAGCAGGCGUCUCCGGUGAUGGAUCGUGUGGCUAUGGUUCCAAAGUCGGAGACGUUCAAGGAGCGUAGCAACUACGAGGCGAGGAUUCGGAAGGAACCGUCGCUGGGGCAGGACGAGUUGAAUCGGAGGGUGGAGGCGUUCAUCAAUAAGUUCAACGAAGAUAUGAGGAUGCAGCGCCAGGAAUCGCUCCAACAGUUCCACGAGAUGAUCAAUCGUGGAGUCUAGAUGGAGUUUUUCUUUCCCUUAUUUUUUGGGAAUGGAAAAAUUGAAGAUAACUGAAUAUACCUAUAACAAGAAUCAAGAUUAGAAUACUCAUUUUUAAUUGUGAUGAGGGUUUGAUGUAGCUAUGAAAUUCUUUGGUUAAAGUUUAUAGAAUACAGGGAAAAGGGUAUUUCUAGGUCGUGGACAAAUAUUAUUGUACUAUUACUAAUAUUAUUGUACUAUUACUCCAUUUGAUUGUGUACAUUAAUAUGAAUUUGGUUGUAGACUGCA